Messenger RNA from Mytilus trossulus (common blue mussel), 708 nucleotides. Its product is annotated as MORN repeat-containing protein 2-like. The transcript has 5 exons. Bases 121 to 579 code for a protein of 152 amino acids. The record is from RefSeq and is a predicted model, not a curated record. NCBI's taxonomy places the organism in Eukaryota, Metazoa, Mollusca, Bivalvia, Mytilida, Mytilidae.
UUUUGAGUUUAAUAUCUCGCGUGAGUUCAUUUCCAUGGUGUUUUGUUUACAAAUGUCUGCCUCCAUCUAUUAAUUCACAGAUUUAAUAAUUUACUAUUUAACAGAUUAUCUGAUACAGACAUGCCUGCAGAAAAUCAAAUAGUUGAAGACAAGAAGGACAAGAAAAAGGAGGAAGCAACACCUACUGUGUUGAAAGGGGUCUAUGUUUUCCCAAAUGGAGAUAAAUAUGAAGGAGAUUAUUUACAUGGUACAGACGGGUCAAUGGACCGAUCAGGAAUGGGAAUCCAUGUUACUACUGAUGGUACAAUGUAUGAAGGAGAAUGGAACCAGGAUAAAAUGAAUGGACAGGGAACCCUGAAACAUCCUACUGGUGCCAAGUAUGAAGGACAAUUUGUUAACAACCAGUUCCAUGGUUUAGGGACAUAUACCUGGCCUAAUAACUCAGCUUACACCGGACAGUUUGUUGAAAACAGACUUGAAGGAGGUGGAGAGUUUACCGAUACAGACGGACAGGUGUGGGAGGGGACAUUCAGAUACAGAGCUGCUCCAGGACUCAGAUUUAAACUCAAUCUAGACUAAGAUAAAAACAAUAACAUCACCAUGAUGGUGAUCUAUAAGAAGCAUUUGGGACAAAGAUUGCCUUUAUGUCAUGGAAGAAUUAACAUUUGUAAAUAUUGUACAUUGUAAAUAAAUCAUGCAGAUCAUUAA